GCCACUUAAAGUGGCAUGAUUUUCAUGUAUAAUGAAAGCCUUCAACUCAUUCUUAGGAUGUGUGUUGCAGAGGUGACCGUCUUCACAGGUCAUUAUUUAGAAACAAGUAUGUCAUAUGCAUUGGUAAGAAACGAUUUUGUCUUCUCAUUAUUUUAUGAUACUAUGAAUAUAUUGUAGAAAAAAAAUUAAAGGACUAAUCGUAGUUCUUUCCAAACAGCUUUUAUCGAACCAUUUGCAUUUUACUACAAGGUUUUUGUUCUGUCCCUCAAAGAGAACGCCUAAUGAAAAUGUUACUGAAUCCACCUUUCCACUUCAGGAACUUGAAAAACGGAAUAAUGUAAAGGGGUCUAAUUGUAUUUGUAUUUAAUACAGUGUCGGUAUCAGUAAAAGAAGGAGAUUACAUUGCAUAACUGCAAUGUGAUUGCAGUUACCCAGCAAGGCUUUGCGUUUCUGGUAACAAAGCUAAUACAUUUCUUCUUGGGAAUGAUGCAAUUCCAAAGCAAAAAUUUGAUGUCAUUCUAAUGCGUCUGCUUUCACUUGCUGAGUACCAUGUGUCCCUGGUAAGGAUGAGCAAGAGAUCUGUCUUAUUGUAGAUAAUACACCUGUGGAGUAAGCGCUCAGCACAGGUGGAAGUGGACCUGCGUGGGGUUGCUUUAUGAGUAGCCCUUUGAGCGAGCUCUGUAGUUCUGUAUGUGGUUUAAAUCACUGUAAAUUUGUAGGCAGGUACAUGUUACAAUUGUCUGUUUUUCUUUUUAGGGCUCAUGUAAUCAAAGAAGUUUUUGUUGUGUGUAUCUUUUCAGAACACAACAGGAAUUGAAAAUGAACCAGAACGCUGCUGAGCCUGUGGCAGCUGCUGAGACCCUGGCCGAGGUACCUGAACAUGUGUUUCGAGGACUUCCGGAGGAAGUGAGGCUUUCCCCAUCUGCUGUUGACAAGACUCGGAUUGGUGUCUGGGCCACUAAGCCAAUUUUAAAAGGGAAAAAGUUUGGACCAUUUGUUGGCGAUAAGAAAAAAAGAUCUCAGGUUAAGAAUAACGUGUACAUGUGGGAGGUGUAUUACCCGAACUUGGGAUGGAUGUGCAUUGACGCCACCGACCCAGAGAAGGGGAACUGGCUGCGGUAUGUGAACUGGGCGUGCUCAGGAGAAGAGCAGAAUUUAUUCCCCCUGGAAAUCAACAGGGCCAUCUACUAUAAAACGCUAAAGCCAAUCGCGCCGGGUGAGGAGCUCCUGGUCUGGUACAAUGGGGAAGACAACCCCGAGAUAGCAGCUGCGAUUGAGGAAGAGCGAGCCAGCGCCCGGAGCAAGCGGAGCUCUCCGAAAAGCCGGAAAGGGAAGAAAAAGCCCCAGGAAAACAAAAACAAAGGCAGCAAAACUGAAGACACACAGCUGAAGACGAGCGAGCCCGAUUCCGCCCCUGCAAAUAUGAGAGAUUCUGCGGAAGGUUCCAAAGAAGAGGACGAGAAGCCUUCCGCCUCCGCGCCCGAGCAGACAGCCGAGCAGACAGCCGAGCAGACAGCCGACCUGCAGGAGGGGGUCUGUCAGGAUGUGCUUCCGGAACUAGUGGGCGCCCCCGCCGCCCGCGAGCCACAGGCUGAGCCAGACCAGCAGCUGGAAGCAACACAGUGUGAAGUGAACGACUUGGAGGAAGAGGAGGAAGAAGAGGAGGAAGAUGAUGAACUGGAGGAAGAGGGGGAAGAGGAAGCUGACGUGCCAAACGAAAGUCCUUUGAAGGAGCCAGAAAUACGGUGUGAUGAGAAGCUAGAAGAUUUAUUAGAAGAACCAAAACCUGUUUCAAACGAAGCCGUGGAGGACUCUCCGGAGGUGGCGCCUGUCCCCAGACUCCCCGGGGCGCAGGACGAGGCCAAUGGCGACGCCUUCGGGACGUCGAUGUUCCCGUGCCAGCACUGUGAGAGGAGGUUCGCGACCAAACAGGGGCUCGAGCGCCACAUGCACAUCCACGUGUCGACGGUGAGCCACGCCUUCAGGUGCAAGUACUGUGGGAAGGCGUUCGGCACGCAGAUCAACCGGCGCAGGCACGAGCGGCGCCACGAGGUGGGGCUGAAGCGGAAGCCCAGCCAGACACUACAGCCGCCCGAAGACCCCGCCGACGGCAGAGGGUCUGCGGAUGGCGCCACUCCGAAAGACGACUCGAACCCGCCCGGCCUGGGGCAAGACUGUCUGCUCGUGAGCUCAGAGAAAGCCUCCCCCCGAGAAACAGCAAAUUCCUCUGUCGUAGAGGAGAACGGAGAUGUGAAAGAGCUUCAUCCGUGCAAAUACUGUAAAAAGGUUUUCGGCACUCACACCAACAUGAGACGGCAUCAGCGCCGGGUGCACGAGCGCCACCUGAUCCCCAAAGGCGUGCGGAGGAAAGGCGGCCUCCUGGAAGAGCCGCCGCUGCCCGCGGAGCAGGCGCAGCCCGCCCAGAACGUCUACGUACCGAGCACAGAACCAGAGGAGGAGGGGGAGGGGGACGACGUGUACAUCAUGGACGUCUCCAGCAACAUUUCUGAGAACUUGAAUUACUACAUGGAUGGUAAAAUCCAGACCAGCAGCAGCACCAGUAACUGUGACGUGAUCGAGAUGGAACCCAACUCGGCAGACCUGUAUGGUAUAAACUGCCUGCUCACUCCGGUCACGGUGGAAAUCACUCAGAACAUAAAGACCACGCAGGUCUCCAUAGUGGACGAUCUUCCUAAAGAGCCUUCCGGCGGCACGAGCAGCGAGUCCAAGAAGCGCAGGACCGCCAGUCCUCCCGUGCUACCCAAAAUUAAAGCAGAGGCCGAGCCCGAGCCCGCCGCCCCCUCGUGCUCCUUGAGCCUGCCGCUUAGCAUACCCGCCGCGGAGGUGGCGUCUCUCCACAAAGAGAAGAGCGUGUAUUUGUCGUCCAAGCUCAAACAGCUCCUCCAGACCCAGGAUAAACUGCCUCCUCCCGCGGGGAUGUCGGCCGCUGAGCUCCCAAAGUUGGGCCCCGUCUGUGUGUCCGCUCCCGCGUCCAUGCUGCCCGUGACCGCGAGUAGGUUUAAGCGGCGGACCAGCUCCCCUCCCAGUUCUCCGCAGCACAGCCCUGCCCUCCGAGACUUCGGGAAGCAGAGCGACGGCAAAGCAGUGUGGACCGACGUGGUUCUGGGUUCCAAAAAGCCCAAAUUAGAGAGCCACGGCAGUUCCCCGGCGUGGACUGUGUCUGGGAGAGAUGAGAGAGAGGCCGUGAGCCCCCCAGGCUUUGAUGAAUACGCGGUCUCCAAAGAGUGGGUGUCCAGCUCCACGUACGGCAACGUGUGCAACCAGCAGCCGCUGGACUUGUCCAGCGGCGUCAAGCAGAAGGCCGAGGGCGCAGCCAAGACCCUGGUCCCGUGGGAGUCCGUGUUAGACCUCAGUGUGCACAAGAAGCCUUGCAGCGACUCGGAAGGCCGGGAGCUCAGAGACAGUGCCGUGGCGCAGCCGGCCUGCAGCGCGGUCAGGAGAAAGAAGCCGACCACCUGCAUGCUGCAGAAGGUCCUUCUCAAUGAGUACAAUGGCAUCGGCGUGCCCCCCGAAAACUCGUCAGAUGUGACCAGGAGCCCGAGUCCUUGUAAAUCCCUAGAUCCUCAAGCCGAACCUGACGUUGGCCCUGACGCUAGUUUAUCAGCUCCUGCUGCGGAGUCCCCACCCGAUGUUUCUCCUUCCUCCCCUGCCCUCCAGACACCCUCCCUCUCCUCUGGGCAGCUGCCUCCUCUCCUGAUGCCCUCACGCCCCUCCUCCCCUCCGCCCUGCCCUCCUGUGUUAACUGUUGCCACGCCGCCGCCCCCACUCCUUCCCACCAUACCUCUUCCAGCCCCCUCUUCCGGGGCGUCUCCUCCUCCGUGUCCCUCCCCGCUCUCGAAUGCUACGGCGCAGUCCCCGCUCCCGAUUCUCUCCCCCACCGUGUCUCCCUCGGCGUCUCCCAUUCCCUCUGUGGAGCCUCUCAUGUCCGCCGCCUCGCCGGGGCCUCCUACGCUUUCAUCUUCCUCCUCUUCCUCGUCUUCGUCUUCGUUCUCUUCAUCUUCCUCCUCUUCCCCUUCCCCGCCUCCCCUCUCAGCAGUGUCAUCCGUCGUCUCCUCCGGGGAUAAUCUGGAAGCCUCUCUCCCCAUGAUAUCGUUCAAGCAGGAGGAUUUAGGGAGCGGAGAAGCAGAGCCCAGGGAAGAACCCCAGUCUGCAGUUGAACACGACGUCAUUCAGGAAACAUUCAGCAAAAACUUUGUCUGCAAUGUCUGUGAAUCGCCUUUUCUUUCCAUUAAAGAUCUAACCAAACACUUAUCUGUUCAUGCUGAAGAGUGGCCCUUCAAAUGUGAAUUUUGUGUGCAGCUUUUUAAGGCUAAAACUGACUUGUCAGAGCAUCGCUUUUUGCUUCAUGGAGUUGGGAAUAUCUUUGUGUGUUCAGUUUGUAAAAAAGAGUUUGCUUUUCUGUGCAAUUUGCAGCAGCACCAGCGAGAUCUCCACCCAGAUAAGGCGUGCACGCACCACGAGUUCGAAAGUGGCACCCUGAGGCCGCAGAACUUCACAGACCCCAGCAAGGCCCGCGUGGAGCACGCACAGAGUUUGCCGGAAGACCCUUUGGAAACGUCGAAAGAGGAAGAGGAGCUCAACGAUUCUUCUGAAGAGCUUUACACAACCAUCAAAAUAAUGGCUUCUGGAAUAAAGACGAAAGAUCCAGAUGUUCGACUGGGCCUCAACCAGCAUUACCCAAGCUUUAAGCCACCUCCGUUUCAGUACCAUCACCGAAACCCCAUGGGCAUCGGGGUGACGGCCACCAAUUUCACUACCCACAACAUUCCACAGACUUUCAGCACUGCCAUUCGCUGUACGAAGUGUGGCAAAGGUGUGGACAACAUGCCCGAGUUACACAAACAUAUCCUGGCGUGUGCCUCUGCGAGCGACAAGAAGAGGUACACCCCGAAGAAAAAUCCGGUGCCGCUGAAGCAAACGGUGCAACCCAAAAACGGUGUGGUGGUUUUGGAUAACUCUGGGAAAAACACCUUCAGACGAAUGGGACAGCCCAAAAGACUGAACUUCAGUGUCGAGCUCAGCAAAGUGUCCCCCAAUAAGCUCAAGUUAAAUGCAUUGAAGAAAAAAAACCAGCUUGUCCAGAAAGCAAUCCUGCAGAAAACCAAAUCUGCCAAGCAGAAGGUCGAGCUGAGAAACGCUUCGGAGGGCUCCUCCCACAUCUGCCCGUACUGCAACAGGGAGUUCACCUACAUCGGCAGCCUGAACAAGCAUGCCGCUUUCAGCUGUCCCAAAAAACCGCUCUCUCCUUCCAAAAAAAAAGUUUCCCAUUCGUCCAAGAAAGGCGGACACUCGUCAUCUGCAAGCAGCGACAAAAACAGUAACAGCAGCCGCAGACGGACAGCAGAUGCAGAGAUCAAAAUGCAGAGCUCGCAGGCUCCCCUGGGCAAGACCAGAGCUCGCAGCGCGGGCCCGGCUCAGGCCGCCCUGCCCUCCUCGUCCUUCAGGUCCAAGCAGAACGUCCGGUUCGCAGCGGCGGUGAAGUCCAAGAAGCCAAGCUCCUCUUUAAGGAACUCGAGCCCCAUAAGAGUGGCCAGGAUAGCUCACACCGAGGGGAAGAAGCCCAAAGCCGUGGCCAAGAACCAUUCUGCGCAGCUCUCAAGCAAGACGGCCCGGAGCCUGCACGUGAGGGUGCAGAAGAGCAAGGCCGUUCUGCAGAGCAGAUCCGCCCUGGCCACUAAGAAAAGAACAGACCGGUUCAAUGUAAAAUCGAGAGAGCGCAGCGGAGGGCCCAUCACCCGGAGCCUGCAGCUGGCAGCUGCUGCCGACCCGAGUGAGAGCAGGAGGGAGGACGGCGGCAGCAAGCAGGAGCUGAAGGACUUCAGCACCUGAAGUGACCUGGAACCAGAGAAGCCAAAGGGACUGGCCUCCUGCCCUGCAGGCAGCACCGACCUCCCCCAGUUCCACGAGCCUGUGCGAGAGUGGGCGUGCGUGAGUGAGUGCGCGCAUGGGAGUGCGUGUGCAUGUGUGCGCGUGCGUCCGCGCCGUCUUCAGCCGAGCGUCCCGAGCCCCGUGGAGGCGGGGCGGCAGCAGACUUCACACCGCGGAGGAGGACCCUCCGGUGCCACCCCGGACUGUGCUCUGCAGCCCAGCCUCCCUGCGGGGGGCGGGGCCUCUCCUACUAUGCAAUUUUUCAAGAGCUCCUUGAUCCUGCUUUUUGCUUCUCAAGUUGUCCUCUGCUGGGGCGGGGACCUUGGUCUGGCCCAGGGGGUGAGCUCCAGUCCUGUCCAAGGAAGGCCUUCAGGAGGGCGCCAGGCUCCCCUUCCGACCGCCCUGCCCCCCACUCCGAGUCCCCCACCAUCUCUGGGAAUCAAUAGCGGUAGACAUGCGGGAGCCCAGCUGCCCCUCCCCCUUGGCCUGUGCGCUUGGAAAACCCCCUUCCUGGCCCGAGUAUUCUGAGCUGCCAGCACUUGAGUCAUUUCCAGAUUUGAAAUUGUGCUUAGUCCACGUGCAUCUGGAGAAAGCCCUUGUCCUCAUUUACGGGUCGGGUUUCUCGCGUGGGACCGGCGCGUGGGGGGAGGGGGCGAUGUCCCGUGGGCUCCUUUGCCUCCCCGGGUGGGACCAUCAACGCUUCCAGUGUCUGAGCUUCUCAGAGUAGCCGCAAAGGGAAACGGACAAACAGACGCUGGGAAAUGAACAUUAGAUGGGAAGUUAGAAAGCAUGGAGGGGGGAGGAAAAGAGACCCUGGGAGCUCUCCGUCCCCUGCCAGGGACCGGUGGAGGGGCUCCCGCUCGCUGGUGGGACCGUCCAUGCCUCGGAGAAACGGGUGCGCUGAGCUAGGAGUUGGGACCCAGUGAGGGUCUUGGGUUUUGUGCCUUUGGGGCAGACCCCAGACGAGGAUGUCUGAGCCCACUCGCGCUGCUUCCUCGGCCCCACGUCCGAUGGUUACGUAUCCGCCCCCACGUGGAAGGAGGGGCUUUGGAAGCCAGCCGAGUGGUCACCUGCAAAAAAGGGACUUUUUUUUUCAGGGCUACUAUGGUUGAUCUUGCAACUCUGUAAAUAUGUAUGUAGACAGUUUUCAAAGCACGUAUUUAUGUCCCUGACUGUAAAUGACCCGUUUUUAAAGUUUUAUAACUUGUGUUAUUUAAUGAAUCAGUCGACCGGCUGCAGCGCGGGCUCUGAGGACGGUCCAGGGGAAAGUUCUCUGAUGAGAUCCUCACACGGGCAGAAUAAAUGCCAAUGGUUGUCCUCCGCCACAGUUUUCCCGUUCCCGACCCACUGACAACCGGGGCUUGUUCUCAAUGGUCAUAAACCGGAAGGCGGCCUUUUGCCGGCUCCCGAAAGGGACCCUCACAAGCAUGAACAUCUGAGGCUGUUCCUCGCCCUAACGACUUUGUCCCAUUACACGCCAACACUUACCAACCGUGCCCAGCCUCCGAGUUCUCGAGGGUUUUCCCCGUGGAGCAGCGAGGAAGGCUUACGAACCCAAAACUUGAAAAGUCACCUUCAGCCACUGGCAAACUCUGGAAAUGUUGCGUGUUGGGGGGUGGGGAGCCGCUCAUUCUUUGAGUGUGCAAAGGUGCCGGUCAGCUCUCAACACUCGGGGACUGUCGGGAAAACUGCUACAAGCCGUCCAGUCGCGAAAAGGGGGAGCGGUUUGACGAGGAGCGGCGUCUCCCGGCCCGUGGUGGCUUCGGAGCGUGGGUUUGGGCCCCCGCUCUGUAUCUGCCCUGUGAAGAAAACUAACAAUAAAAGCGUGAAGUGCGAUUGUAA
Phyllostomus discolor (pale spear-nosed bat) is the source of this 7731-nucleotide messenger RNA. It is a transcript of the gene PRDM2, whose product is annotated as PR/SET domain 2. The record is from RefSeq and is a predicted model, not a curated record. Bases 820 to 5850 code for a protein of 1676 amino acids. The transcript is spliced from 8 exons. NCBI's taxonomy places the organism in Eukaryota, Metazoa, Chordata, Mammalia, Chiroptera, Phyllostomidae. Gene Ontology annotation, cellular component: nucleus. Gene Ontology annotation, molecular function: DNA-binding transcription factor activity, RNA polymerase II-specific; protein binding; RNA polymerase II transcription regulatory region sequence-specific DNA binding. Gene Ontology annotation, biological process: regulation of transcription by RNA polymerase II.